Molecule: messenger RNA, 999 nt
Organism: Coffea arabica (coffee)
Lineage: Eukaryota; Viridiplantae; Streptophyta; Magnoliopsida; Gentianales; Rubiaceae
Source: RefSeq, a predicted model, not a curated record
AGAUAUCACAGGUGCUCUUUUAUCAACCUGGAGCUAGCCUAGCCAAGAAACUUACCAGCAGAAAUUCAAAUUUCCAGGAGCUGAAUUUGCCACAAAAAAAAAACGCAUCAGGAGCUCGUGCAAGUCAUGUAUAAUGUGUCAAAUGGUCUCACAAACAAGGAAAGAUACUUCCAAUGCAUUGAGAAAUCUUCAAAUUUUGUACUGGUUAAGACAUUAAGUGAGAUCGAACAGAAACAUAUCGAUUAUUACUCUCUGAAGAUCAAAAAAGAGGUGAUCCCUGUGGGUCCUCUUGUUCAAGAACCUGAAAAUAGAUCAAGUGAUAUGGUGUUCUUGGAGUGGCUGAGCAAAAGGGGUCCUUCUUCUGUUAUUUUUUUCUCAUUCGGGACCGAAUAUUUUCUCUCCAAAGAAGAAAUUGAAGUGAUUGCUUAUGGUUUAGAAUUGAGCAUGGUGAGCUUCAUAUGGGUGGUUAGAUUUCAUGGAAGAAAAAAUGUCACUAGUUUGCCAGAAGGAUUUCAGAAGAGGGUAGCAGAAAGAGGUAUGGUUGUGGAAGGUUGGGCGCCACAAGUGAAAAUACUGGGCCAUCCAAACAUUGGAGGAUUCGCGAGUCAUUGUGGUUGGAGUUCAACACUUAUAGCAUUCGAUGUUCCAAUUAUUGCAAUGCCUAUGCAGCUUGAUCAGCCCCUGAAUUCAAGAUUGGUUGCGGAGCUUGGUGUAGGAAUUGAAGUACGAAGGGAAAAUGGAAAAUUCAGAGAAGAGAUUGCAUCGGUGAUCAAACAAGUUGUCGUGCAAGAAGAAGGGAAAAAAGUCAGAAAAAAAGGUUAAUCUCUUUUAAGUAGCAAGUUAAAGGAGAAGGUACUUACCCAAAAAAAGGACAAAGAAGAAGAAGAUGGUGAAGAAGCUUCUGCAGCUUGUUAAGGAGCGAUCAUCAAUUUUUGCAUUAUUCAGUGUAAGACAAGGGAUUUGUAUGUGUCAUUUUACAAUAAACUUCAUUGCUUUUAA